AUGAAAAGUGUUUUGUAUUAUAAAGACAGAUUUUAUGAUCACAUCCACACAGUCCACAAACCAACUUACUACGAUAUUUUACCUGGAAAAAGACCAUAUUCAGUUCUUAGAAAAAGAGUUAUUUCACUUAUAAGGGAACCAAAAGAACUUGAUCCUGUUAAUAUUUUAAGGUCACAAAAUGAAGAAAUCUUUAUCAGUCCCCACAAGCCUGCACUAUUUAAAUGUGAGUUAAGACCGAAAAUCAAGCGAAGAAACGUGCUUUCUUUAGAUGGAAAAUCUUACUCUCCCCUCUGUGAGGAAAAAAAACCAUUCGAAAAAUCCUAUUUUUGUAAAGCCUAUCCCUCUGUGAGAUAACAAAAAUAUUUUAUUAUAAAAAUGUUUUAUGAAAAAAAUCGAAAUAUAAAUGAUAAUUUUAUAAUGAAUCUCUGGCUAAUUCUGUUUAAUUUUUAAACAGCUUGCAUUUUAAAACAUAAAUUUCGCAAACUAUUAAUUUUUCCUUCUUAAUUUUUACGAAUUUGGAUUUUUUUAAAUUUUGAAAAAAAUAUUUUACUUUAAAAUUUAUUUAUAUAUAAAUUUAAAAAAAAAAAAUUAACCCCCUCCAUGAAAUUUUUUUUUCGUUCACAGAGGGGAAUUAUGAAAAAUUAAUACAAGAUAGAAAUAAAAUCCAGGAUGGAGCCAUAACUGAUAGAUCUAUAAGAAGAAGCAUUUCGCCAUUACCACUCAGAACUGAUAUAAACAAAUUAUGCAAUAUUAAGCCCAUCCUCCCUAAGCGUUCACAAAGUGUAGGGAGAAAGUCUAUGAAAAUGAUUAUCCAUGUUUAGGAUAAAUAACAUCUUUUUAUCCAAAUAAUUUAUUACUGACUCCUGGUUAACCAAAAAAUACUAUUUUCCAUAAAUAGUAUAUAAAAAUCCCUGUAGAAAAAAUUAGAGAAGAAGUGCCAAUUACGUCAUGGGAGCAAAGUCCUCAUGAUAUGAAAUUUAUAUCAUUAAUAAUAUAGAAUAUCCCAAGAUAUUUUUCUAAAAAAAUAAAUCUUUUAACCUCUCAUAUAGGUAUAUACGAUUACUACAAUCUCCCAACCGUCAAAUAA
Blepharisma stoltei is the source of this 1087-nucleotide messenger RNA. Lineage: Eukaryota; Ciliophora; Heterotrichea; Heterotrichida; Blepharismidae. The record is from the annotation of a GenBank genome assembly.